Molecule: messenger RNA, 1143 nt
Organism: Paraglomus occultum
Lineage: Eukaryota; Fungi; Glomeromycota; Glomeromycetes; Paraglomerales; Paraglomeraceae
Source: the annotation of a GenBank genome assembly
AUGGAGGAGACAACAAAGUCGCGAGAUAGCGGAACAUUUCAGCGGCCCGAAUUUCCCAAAACCUUAGAGGGAUUUGGAUAUCAUUUCACGGAAAAGGGGGAACUCAGGAAUAUUGAGACAGAUGAUCGUUUUGUCUUUGUAAUACGAGAAGGUGAUCGAGCAUACAAUCAAGCCCACUACGAAGCCUUGGGCGACGUAGUCGCGCAAUAUAUCGAAGAUCGUUUAGUGACAAAGUAUGGCUUUAUUCGUCAGCCUGUGCCAAUUGAAGCAGCGGAUGAUCCCACGAUACCUCACAGUUGGAUAUACUUGAGCCCCAAUUCGAACAAGUGUGAAAAGCUAAUGCUGCUGAUUCAAGGAAGCGGUGCUGUCCGACCUGGUCAAUGGGCUCGACAAGUGAUAAUCAACGAUUCUCUUCAGAUGGGUUCAAUGUUUCCGUAUAUAGAAAAAGCUCAAGAACAGGGUUUUGGCAUCAUAAUCCCUAAUCCUAACGUGAAUUAUGCGCCCGUAAAGUCUUUUGAACGUCAGCGCAUAGAAGGUUCCGGAACUCCACCUGGACAUUGUCUUUACGUUUGGAAGCAUUUCGUCGGACCAGCAAAAGCAGAGAAAAUCGUGAUAGUAGCACAUAGUUAUGGUGGAAUCUGUACGGCACACCUGAUCAUGGAACUUGGCGAUGAAUUUUGUAGUCGUGUCAAGGCUAUCGCUCUCACGGACAGUGUUCAUAGCAAGUCCUUGAUACAUGAAGCUAGGCGGUCAUGGUUUUCCGAUGUCGCCAUUAACUGGAUUACUUCAUCUAUGCCGUUGGAUACACCUAUCCCUGAUGCAAGAGAGUACAAUGCCUGUCCUUGUUUUUCAGCUGGUCACAAGAAGCACGAAUAUACUUCAGGCACCGCAUUCCCAGCCGUCUUCAAGUUUAUUAAUUACGCGUUGACGAAACCUGCAGCAAAACCAUCUGAUUACCCUCUGAAAGAGACUACAAUUCUUGAUGCAAUCAGCACGAAUAUCUCCCAAGCGAUCAUAAUGGUGAAGUCAAUAUUUUCUUUAGACUGGUUUCAGGACACUAGCCAAACUCAAACGAGUAACCAGCCGCCUCCUGGCGAACCAGCAGUGAAACCACAGCAAGACAGAAAAGACGAUAAGUUAUGA